AUGAGAACUUCUCAGCAUAAUUGCAAUUCUUUAUCAAAUGACGGUGUAUGGCAUAUGCAGCGUUGGCCAUUGGAAUUGAUUAAUUGGCCACAAUUCAACAGUGAUCGCUUGGACGUACAAAUCAACGUGCCUGCUCAAUGCUAUCAGCCGAUUAAGUCAUUAAAGAUGUUACCUGCGGACGAAAGAUCUACUAAAAACUUGGUCCGAGGAGUCUACGAUUUGGAUGAUGGAGAUGGAUUUGUUGAAACUGAUCCAACUAACUUUCUGUUGGGUUAUUGGGGAAUGCGUUAUUUCAAUUCGUUACAAUAG
Adineta steineri is the source of this 309-nucleotide messenger RNA. Lineage: Eukaryota; Metazoa; Rotifera; Eurotatoria; Adinetida; Adinetidae. The record is from the annotation of a GenBank genome assembly.